Phragmites australis (common reed) is the source of this 1781-nucleotide messenger RNA. Its product is annotated as probable pyruvate, phosphate dikinase regulatory protein, chloroplastic. The transcript has 4 exons. Lineage: Eukaryota; Viridiplantae; Streptophyta; Magnoliopsida; Poales; Poaceae. Gene Ontology annotation, cellular component: chloroplast. Gene Ontology annotation, molecular function: phosphotransferase activity, phosphate group as acceptor; protein serine/threonine kinase activity; ATP binding. The record is from RefSeq and is a predicted model, not a curated record. The coding region runs from base 128 to 1477 and encodes 449 amino acids.
AACGCCACCACCGCACGCGAAAUCGCUGGGAAAACAACGCGAAAUCCUUGUGACUGCUACCAGCCACCAGCACAGGCUCGCGCCGCUAACAGAGGAAGGCAAACUCCUCCGCUCUCGGCUAGCUCCAAUGAUAGGAGGCACCAACCCGCUGCCGUCGCUCCUCCUCCCCCCGUCCCCCGGCCGCCGCCUCGCCCCCGUCCCCGCUUUAUGCGCACCCGACCCCGGCGCGGCUCCUCGCGCCCCCGCCGCUCAGAGUCCGGUCCCCGAGGACCCUGGCCCGGCGCAACGACCGGAGGAGACGCCGCGCUCCCAGGCGCUGCGCGCGAGCUCGCAGCUCAGCCGGUGGUCCCGCGCGCGGGCGCUCCGGUCCGGGCGGCGGCUGGGCCGUGCGGCGCUCUCGGCGCCGAUGACCAAGUCGCCGCCGUCGUUGUCUGAGGGCUCCGCGGCAGUGGUGAGUGCGGUGGCGGUAGAGGAGGACGGCGGGGAUGACGACGUGUGCUUGGCUGAGAGGGACGCGGCGGCCGGGAAGGCCAUCUACAUGGUGUCGGACGGGACGGGGUGGACCGCGGAGCACUCGGUGAACGCCGCGCUCGGCCAGUUCGAGCACUGCCUCGUCGACAGCGGAUGCGCCGUCAACACCCACCUCUUCUCCGGGAUCGACGACAUGGAUAGACUUCUUGAGAUAAUAAAGCAAGCGGCAAAAGAAGGGGCCCUGGUUCUAUAUACCCUUGCUGAUCCUUCAAUGGCUGAGGCAACUAAGAAGGCCUGUGAUCUCUGGGGUGUUCCAUCCACUGAUGUUCUUGGACCUACUAUUGAAGCCAUUGCUUCUCAUAUUGGUGUUGCUCCAUCUGGAAUCCCACGAAGUUCUCCAAGCCGAAAGAAUCAACUAUCUGAGGAUUACUUCCAAAGAAUUGAGGCUAUUGAUUUCACCAUCAAACAAGAUGAUGGAGCUCAGCCACAGAACCUUAACCGUGCAGACAUUGUACUUGUUGGUGUUUCACGCACUGGGAAGACACCAUUGUCAAUUUAUCUAGCUCAAAAAGGAUAUAAGGUAGCGAAUGUCCCAAUUGUGAUGGGUGUGGAUCUUCCAAAGGCCCUUUUUGAGAUUAAUCAGGACAAGAUUUUUGGACUGACUAUAAACCCAGUGGUUCUUCAAGCAAUCAGAAAGACGAGGGCCAAAGCUCUAGGUUUUUAUGGGCACAAGAACAAUUAUGCUGAAAUGGAGCACGUGAGGCAGGAAUUGGACCAUGCAAAUAGAAUUUUUGCCCAAAAUCCAAUGUGGCCAGUCAUUGAAGUCACUGGAAAAGCUAUAGAGGAAACAGCUGCUGUUGUUGUGAGGAUUCACCAUGACAGGAAACAGAAGUGUUCCAUGCCACGAAUAUCAAAACGGGUGGCUCCAAUACUAGUCUACGAUUACCUGCCAGAGAUGGUUAACACUCAUGUUGAGUAUCACAAGAUAUUUGCUAGGGACUUUUAAGUCUACUCUGCUGCAGCAAAGCGAUUUCAAAAGUCCAAAACCUAUCCAAUCCGGCAUUUUUUUUACGUCUCCUGACUAGAUUAGUGUUGUGCAUAGAGGUUUCCAAAUUCAUCUUAGAUGAUUGCCUCGUGAGCUGUCAUUCUUUGUGUGUUCAUUUAGUUUAGGUUCAUUGCAAAAUAUUUACUUCUUUUCAAGAAGUCGCAUCCGAUUGAAAACAAUUCUUUGGAGUACAUCAGCGUCAUUUUUGUAUACUUGUGUGUGCAAAAUUAGCAAGGAAUGAAAACACAGUAUUAUCGCUCGUUCA